AUGAAAAAAAAUGAGUAUUUGGUUCAGAUUGCUGUGAUUGAAGCAAGAGAUUUAGUGGCUAAAGAUUCUUCCGGCUCAUCUGAUCCAUUCGUUAAAAUUACUGUUGGCAACCUUCCAACCUAGGUGAGUACUGCCAAAAUGAAAGCCACUACUGCAGUGUUUAAUUAGAAUUUUACUUUUGAAGGUUUAAAGAUGUCAGAUGUUGAUUUUGAAAAUUUUGAAGCCAAAAUAGAAGUCUUUGAUUAGAACUAAUUUUUUCAAAAUGAAUUAAUUGGAAUUCAUUCAAUUGGAUUGGCAACUCUUUAUAGAAAUCCAUCUCAUGAAAUUUACAACUCAUGGCUCAGACUUACACAUCCAAAAGAAGUAAAUAAAGUUUAAGGAUAUAUUUUGAUCUCUGCUUAUAUCAUUGGAUAAAAUGAUGCUCCUCCUGUUCAUGAUGCUAAUGAAAAUAAUGUAGAAGAUGAACCAGAUCCUUUUGGGGGUGUUCCAGAUGAUCAGUUAACAGGCGAACAACUAUAAUAAAGGAGGGAAAAUUAAAAGAAAAUUGCUAUGGUGUGCAAACCAAUGCCAUACACAAAACUUGCUUAAUUAAUGGUUAACAUUGUGAAAGCUGAAGAUCUACCAAUUCUUAAUGGGACAACUAUUGAUAGUUUUAUCUCAGUUAGAGCUAAUGGUAUAACCUAAAUUACAAGCGUUUUGAAAAACUAAUAAAAACCGUAAUAUAGAGUCAGAAUGAUGUUUCCGAUUAAUUUCCCUUUAUAAAAUGAUAAAAUUAUUAUAAGAGUUUGGGAUAAAAGAGUUUGUAUGGCAGAUACUUUUAUAGGUUAGAUACCAGAGUUUCCUUCCGAAAAUGACUUUUUUAAUAUGACGUAUUUGUAAAGUAAAGGAGGAGUUUUGCCAUUUAGAUGGUUUUCGCUGUAUGGGAUUCCAACGAAUGAACGACCAUCAACCUAUGAAUCAAAUGUUCUUGGAUACAAGAAAAAUCCAAGAGGAACUUGCUAUAUGGGUAGAGUUCUAUUAUCUUUAAAUCUAACACCAUCUGAAAAGCCUGAAAAGCUUGUAUAGCCAUUAGGUAUUUACCGAGAACCUUCAAUUGAAAAAUACAUGUUAAGAUUGGAUACUUAUGAAGUGAAUCAAGCAAAAGACCUAGAUGAAUUUAUCUUUAUUAGAGUGAGAGUUGGAAAAGAGUAUUUUGAUUCUUCAGAGGCUGACUGUAAGUCUCCUGGGCAAUUUGUUUGGAGAAACAAAGUGAUUCUAAAAGCAUGGGAAGUGGAAGUUCCAAAAAAUCCGAGCGAAUAAACCGACUUGUUUUUUGAGUUAAUGAAUAAAGAAAAGAAAAGAGUUGCUUAUAUUAGACUACCUGCCACAAGCCCAGAAUUGACUAAUGACAAACCAUAAUGGUAUGAAUUUAAGGAUUUAAAAUUAAAAGGAGAAUAAGAGGGAGUUCAUAGUUAUGUUUUGAUGAACAUACUCUUCGGAUAAAUAAAUAUUAUUUCCUAGAUUCCAAAAAUUAUUGUGAAAAAGAAUAUGGUUCUACCAUAUAUUUGUAAGAUUUACCUUUAUUGUGGCUUUGACUUCUGUCCUGACAAAGUAAAUGAUGAAAUUUCAUUGAGUUAUGAAGUUAGAAUUGCAAAUUAAGUUUAUAAAUCUGAAUAAAAUAAAAAUAGCAAGAAUCCAAUUUGGAAUCAAUGUAUUAGAAUUCCAGUUAGUAUGGAAUAAAAUUUAGAAUUUGUAUCAAAUUUGGUGAUAUCCUUUUUCAAUAAUAAAGAACCUAUUGGAUAAGCAAAUGUGUCAGCAAUCAAUUGCAGAGUCUCUGAAGAGGAAUAAAUAGAACCAAUAUAUUAGAUAUUUCAUAUACUUCAUAAUGGAAAGUCAAAAGGAAGAAUUAUUCUUGGAGUGACUUUAUAAAGAAAGAAAAAAAAUGAUAAAAUUGAUCCUAAAAUUAAUGUAUCCGAAAUCUUCACUCAAUUUAAAGAAUAUAAAUUACUUUUUCCAGUCUAUGCUAUCAGAUAAUUACCCAGAAAACUUAGAAAAGCUCAACUAAUUGCUAGAAUAUCUAAUCCAAAUUAAGAUUCAGUUGUAAAAGUGGAUUCGUAUUUACAAGGAGAUGAAGAGGAAACCAGAUUUAGCCCUGGAUAUACAGAUCCAAACUUCUUGUCACUUCUUAUUUUGGAUAUACAGUUACCUGAGAAUCCUCUUUUGAUGCCAUAAUUAAAUGUAGAAAUCUACAGCAAGGAAGGAUUAGCUUAAAAAUAUUACUUUUCUGUUCCCUUAUAUAAUCUAUAUCCAGGAUUGGAUCAAAAAGUCUAACAUAAACUUAAUGCUUAUUAUUAUGCUACUCUUGAAAGUGGUAUGCUGAGCUCUAAUGUUCCACCUCCAGAUAUAACUCCUUAAAUAUAAGAAGAAUAAACAGAAGAACAAGAACAAGAGGAAUAAGAAGAACCAAAAACAAUAUUCACUAAAAAAUCAAUAAAGCCAAGCACUAAGGAGAAAUAAUCAACAAAGUCAAAGUAAUCUACAAAAUAAUAAACUGAAGUUUUAGCUUAAGCUUUAGAAAAAUCAAGUGAUGUUAUAAAGAAACGAAUGAGAACCAGAGGGAUAGAAAAUGCUUAUGUACAAGAUGAAAUUGUAUUAAUUCUUGAUGAUGAAGAUGUAAUAAGAGAAUAAUUGAUCAAAAAAGAGAAAUAGUCAAAACUUACAAAGUUAUUAAAGUCUUUACCAAAAUCUUUAAACACAGAAUUAAAUAAAUAAUUUUUGAAGAAGGCUAUUUUAGAACAGAUUUUUAAAGUAUAAGAUUUAUAAGCCUUUUUUACAGAAAGAACAAUUGAGCUAUCAGAUGAUGGCAUUGAUUAUGGACGUUCAAUCAUCAAAGGACAAUAUGAUACAGAGAUUUAAAAGGGCCUUCCAUUCUAAAGAUAUAAAAUAUACGAGUUAAACAAAAAUGGGUCUGGAUUAGGAUAAGAAACAAGUGCCAUCUUAAAAGCAGAUGUCAAAUUAAUUAAUGUUAGCACUUUUAAAUAAACUGUCAAACAGUCUCAACAAAAUGAGGAUAAGAAAACCAAAAAAUCUGAAUUAGUUGAAAAAGCUGAGUAUGUCAAAAGAUUAAGAUCAGCAGAUUACCCAUUUGAUUUUUUCGAUCCAGUUUUUCAUGAUUAUUUAAAAUAACAACAAUUUAGAUGCAAAGUCAGAGUUUAUAUAUAUAGAGGUUUGAGUUUAGCAGCCUAAUCAGAAAAUAUAGACGCUUAUCAUUAUAUGGCAGGAGAAUAAUCAAGAAAUUCUGCAAACCCUUAUCUUGAAAUUGAAGUUGGAGAACCUGGUGCCGAUCCUGGAGAAUUCGUAAAAAAAGUAUCAGACCCUGACAAAUUUAUUUCCAAUACUCUUAAUCCAACAUUUCUAAGGUCAUUUGAAUUGGAUGCAAUUCUUCCUCAAGAUUGCUUUCUUCACAUUAGGGUAUUUAAUAAAGGAGGCUUAACAAAUAAGCUUAUCGGUGCAGUUAAAAUUGAUAUUGAGGAUAGACUGAUGGGGGAAAAGAAGCUAAAAUCAAGGCUUUCUUGUGAAGCAUAUAAAGAUUAUUUUUUAAAUGAUUUAGAAAGAUUAAAAUACACUGAUAAUGCUGAUGAUAUUAAAUUAAGUUACUAGGCUGAAAUAGCAAAUCUUACCUAAAAGAUAGAAUCGAUAACGACUCUAGAAAUUCCUGUAGAAUACUAAUAAUUGAGACAUCCAGAUAAACUAGUCUCUUAGGGUUAAUUAGAAAUGUUUGUUGAAGUUCUACCUUUAGAAGUUUCUCGUCUAAUUCCUCCAGCGUUGUUAGUGGAAAGGCUUCCUUAAGAAUACGAAGUUAGAGUAAUUGUUUGGGAAACUUUCAAUAUACCCUUAAACCCAGUUAAAAAAGCUGUUGAUAUCUUUGUUAGAUGUGUAAUGGAUUCCUCAGCCACCGGAACUGGAUCGGAAAUCGGAAAGGAAACUGAUACACAUAUGGGCAGUACUGAUGGAAAUGGGGAAUUUAAUUGGAGAAUGAAAUUCAAUUUCAAAACGCCUUGUUAAUUUCCAAGAAUGAAAAUUAGCGUUCAUGAUUUUUCUGUUUUUGGUGCAAGCCCUAUAAUCGGAGAAGCCACCAUCAGUCUUAAGAGAGUAUUAACAGUUAUGAAAACUUAGGCAAUUUAUGAAAUGGCACCUACUUAAAUUAAGCUAAGUUCUGCCAAAGAGCCAGAUGCUGAAAAAGGAACGGUCAUGUUACAAAUGACAAUUUUAUAGAAAAGUAUGGCAGAGGCUAAACCAGUUGGAGAAGGUUAGGAAGAGCCAAAUAUAGAUCCUUUUUUAAAAAAACCUACUGAAGGUAGAGGACUAGGGGCUUUUUUUAAGGGAAUAGGAAUACCAUGGGGAAUGAUAUGCAAAUAAGCCUGCAUGAUUCUACUUCCUAUGUUUAUUUCAGCAUUGGUCUCCUUCAUUCUUUUUGUAAAACCAGGAAUUUUAAUGCCUUAGACGCCAGGUGGUUGA
Molecule: messenger RNA, 4497 nt
Organism: Paramecium tetraurelia
Lineage: Eukaryota; Ciliophora; Oligohymenophorea; Peniculida; Parameciidae
Exons: 4
Biological process (GO): plasma membrane organization
Source: RefSeq, a predicted model, not a curated record